Molecule: messenger RNA, 478 nt
Organism: Microtus oregoni (creeping vole)
Lineage: Eukaryota; Metazoa; Chordata; Mammalia; Rodentia; Cricetidae
Gene: Ier3ip1
Product: immediate early response 3 interacting protein 1
Exons: 3
Coding region: 93-341 (82 amino acids)
Biological process (GO): endoplasmic reticulum to Golgi vesicle-mediated transport
Cellular component (GO): endoplasmic reticulum membrane; Golgi membrane; COPII-coated ER to Golgi transport vesicle
Source: RefSeq, a predicted model, not a curated record
CGGGCUCCCGUAGCCGGGGCACGGUGGUGGCGCCACGUCCAGGGUGGUGUCCGGAAAGGAGUCAAUAGGCCUGGGGACUGCUUGGGGUGGCCAUGGCCUUCACGCUGUACUCCCUGCUGCAGGCGGCCCUGCUGUGCGUGAACGCCAUCGCCGUGCUGCACGAGGAGCGCUUCCUCAAGAACAUUGGCUGGGGAACAGACCAGGGAAUUGGCGGAUUCGGAGAGGAGCCAGGAAUUAAAUCUCAACUCAUGAACCUGAUUCGAUCUGUACGAACCGUGAUGAGAGUGCCAUUGAUAAUAGUAAACUCAAUUACUAUUGUAUUGCUUUUGUUAUUUGGCUGAACGUCAUUGGGACCAGAGACUCAGAAGAGACGCCCAGGAGUUACCAUUUCCAUUGUGACUGGAAUAUCCAUGUUUUAGCAGGCUCAUCUUGCAGUUGACAAAAAUGUAAAGUUGACAAUAAAAGCAGUUUCUAUUUA